Eutrema salsugineum is the source of this 982-nucleotide messenger RNA. RefSeq lists its product as uncharacterized. The coding region runs from base 80 to 814 and encodes 244 amino acids. NCBI's taxonomy places the organism in Eukaryota, Viridiplantae, Streptophyta, Magnoliopsida, Brassicales, Brassicaceae. The transcript has a single exon. Gene Ontology annotation, molecular function: S-adenosylmethionine-dependent methyltransferase activity. The record is from RefSeq and is a predicted model, not a curated record.
AUUAAUUUCCAUAUAUGACUCUCGAUGCUUCACAGUCGACAAAGAGGGAGAGAAGUCUCGAGGCUAAAACUUCCCAAAAAUGAAAUUCGUAAUUCCAAAAUUACCCUUCACUCUUUCUCUCUUCCUCUCACUCUCUUUCCUCAUCGUCUUCUUCUUCGCAUUCCCUUCCACUUUCCUCCGCCACUCUCUCUCCUCCUCCUCCGUCGUCGUCGCCGAUGAAGGGAUCCGGAUCCGUCAUCAUGGAUACGCCUCCUACGAGGCAUACAUCCAGCACCAGCUCAAAAAAACUCAGAACCCGAAGCUCCGGGAGGUGUGGACGACGCGCGACUGGGACAGGAAGGUGCGCGUAUUCUCCACUUUCUUCCGACGACUCAAGGAGCGUGGUCUCCUCUCGAACGGAUCGAAGGCGCUCUCGAUCGGAGCUCGAGUAGGGCAGGAGGUGGCGGCGCUGAGGCUGAUCGGCGUGGAGGAUUCCGUCGGGAUAGAUCUGGUGCCGCGUCCGCCUCUGGUGGUGAAAGGUGACUUUCACGCGCAGCCGUUCGACGCGGAGACAUUCGAUUUCGAGUUCUCGAACGUGUUCGAUCACGCGCUUUACCCGGAGAAGUUCGUUGGGGAGAUCGAACGGACGCUCAAGCCCGGAGGUGUUUGCGUGAUACACGUGUCGAUUCAUGGGAAGACUGAUAAGUACUCGGCGAAUGAUCUGUAUAGUGUGAAGCCAUUGGUGAAUCUGUUCAAGAGAUCGAAGGUCGUUGAGGUGAGGAAGAUCGAUGGGUUUGGGCUUGACACGGAGAUUGUUUUUAGGAAGAACGUAUGAACAAAAAACAAAAUGAUUAAGCAAAUGUAAUUGUUUUUCAUUUGAUACGUAGAUUCGUUGUUCUUUUUAUUUUUUUGUGUAUUUUCCAUUUACUUUCGUUUUUAUCAUAUGUAUUUACUACAACAGUUUUACAUCUGGUCGCGACAUUAAUAAAUUACAAUUUUGUAA